CCGUUUCUGUUUCUGUUUGUUUGUGUUUUCAUUUAUUUUAAAAACAGACUAACCGAAGAUGUCGGACGAGCUGCGGUCGGAGCUGCAGACAUAUCUGGACUCGUUAAACGUGCAGACGAGCUGCGUCGAGCACCCGCCGGUGUUCACGGUGGAGGAGAUGAUGCCUCACCUUCAGGACGUGGGCGGAGCCGUCACUAAAAACCUCUUCCUGAAGGACAAGAAGAAGAAAGGCCUGUGGCUGGUGUCGGCUCGCCACGACCGCCAGGUGAACCUCAACGACCUCGCCAAGAAGCUCGGCGUCGGCAGCGGCAACCUGCGCUUCGCGGACGAGGCGGCCAUGUUGGAGAAGCUCAAGGUGGGUCAGGGCUGCGCGACCGCCCUCGCUCUGCUCUUCGAUAAGGACCGCAGCGUGAGGUUCGUCCUGGACCGGGACCUGGUGGAGGGCGGCCACGAGAGGGUCUACUUCCACCCCAUGACCAACACCGCCACCAUGGGGCUGCGGCCGGACGACCUGCUGCGCUUCCUCAAGGAGACGGGACACGAACCCAUCCUGGAGAGCUUCGAGUAGGACGGGAGGAGGAACCUGGACCUGGACCUGGACCUGGACCUGGGUCGUUAGAACCGGACUGGACCCGGCUGCUGCAGUCGUGUCUCUUGUUGGAACAGAACACGAUGACGACCUGCGAAGGCUCGAGCCGAGAGACCUUUUCUGCUUCAAAGAUUUGAAAACUUUCAAAAAAGUAAAGAAUGUUAUAAUGAAACACAAAGACUUUUUAAAGUCUGAAUUAAGAAAACAAAUAGAAGAUGCAACAUGAAUUUAACAGAAAAGUGUUUUUUGUUUUUUUUACUGGUAUCAUUUGGUUCCAGACAGAAAUCAUUUGUUCCUAUAAAACCGUCAGUGAGGUGAAAUGUUUAAGAUCCAUUUAGAAAGAUUAUUAGAAAUCAGCCUCACCGUUGCUUAUUUAUUUAGAAGAACAAUUAAUUGAAAAUCUUUUUUUUUUCUGCAACAUCUCACUUUUUUUUUCAACAGUUUAUUUCUCUGUUACUUUGUAAAACUUUUGUUUCAGUACACAGAAGAUCAAUUUACUUUCAUCCCUGUGGAUCUUAAUUUUUUUUCCCCCUUUUUUUUUAAUUAACCCAUAAAGCUCACGUGACUUCAGCUGUGAGAGAAGAAAGACGAGGAAGUUGUCGACCGUGUUGUCGGUAACGAACACUGCAGCCACCAGGGGGCAGCAGCUCACGUUUACGAUGUUGCCUUUACACAAAAAAAGUCCAAAAAUAUAUUUUUCACAUCUUUUA
Molecule: messenger RNA, 1299 nt
Organism: Scophthalmus maximus (turbot)
Lineage: Eukaryota; Metazoa; Chordata; Actinopteri; Pleuronectiformes; Scophthalmidae
Gene: prorsd1
Product: prolyl-tRNA synthetase domain containing 1
Exons: 4
Coding region: 59-568 (169 amino acids)
Molecular function (GO): aminoacyl-tRNA deacylase activity
Source: RefSeq, a predicted model, not a curated record